Messenger RNA from Ilex paraguariensis (yerba mate), 1107 nucleotides. NCBI's taxonomy places the organism in Eukaryota, Viridiplantae, Streptophyta, Magnoliopsida, Aquifoliales, Aquifoliaceae. The record is from the annotation of a GenBank genome assembly.
AGGAAUGGAUUCCAGCUUUCAGACUGGCCAUGCCUGAUAAACUUGGAAUGAGAUACUCAGGUCGCCCAACAAUCAGGCCUGCCUCUGCUCAUGAUCAACUCGACCUUGCUUUUGAUGUUGGAGCUGCAGUGGAUGCAUGGUGGAGUGAUGGCUGGUGGGAAGGGGUAUUGACUGGCUUUGGUCACUCCAGUGAUGAAAUUCAUCAAGUGUAUAUUCCAAGUGAAAAUUUAUUUUUGAAUGUAGACAGAAAAAACCUUAGAAUUUCAAGAGAUUGGGUGGGAGAUCAGUGGGUGGAUAUUGAGCCGAAUCCGAAUGUUCUGUCAACCAUAUCUGAAGAUGUCAGCCCAGAUACUAAGCUUUCUGUAACUUCGACUAUUAAGGAGGCCAAAUCUGAUAGUUUUCCUAUGUCAUCUAAUGAGGUUCCCACCAAUAUCAAACUCGGUGGUGCUGAAGAGGACACACCUAAAUUAGAUGGCUUGGCAUCAUCUGAUGGCCUUUUGAAGUACAUGGACCAGGACAAUUAUGAGCAGCAACAAUUGAUUAAGGACAUGGACAAGGAAGAUGAUGGUCAUCAUCCUGAUGACAUAAAUGAGAAGGGCAAUACUGAUCAUCACCUUGGUGAUGAUGAUGUGGAUGAUUUAGAUAAUAAUGGAAUUAACAAAGAUGAUGGUGAUGAUAAUGAUGAAGUUGACAAUGGGGACAACUUAGAGGUGCCUGAAACUGCUGGGCCGAUAUGUGAAGCAGAACUCAUGGAAGUGGGGGCAUAAGAAGUUGGUAGUGUCGCAUUCUCUAACAAUGGCGAUGGUGAUUUAGCUGGUUUGAUUGUAGGACAUUCUGUAUAUAACCUUAGGUGUACAUCAAUGAAGUUGUGGCGGGUUCUGUCGUUUACUGAUUUUUUCUGGAGCAUGUAAGGGAGAACCGCACAUUUAGAAGCACUCUUGCAGUUUGGAUCUUUUGCAGCCCGUAAGUUUUUAGUGUUUUCCUGUAUUUGAAUGUCUACACAUGAUAUUGGAGCUUUCUGUAAUACUAUAAUUAUCAUGAACCCUCUGUUGUUACUUUUAUAUGAUUAUGACUUGCUAUCUUUGUUGAUUGUUAAGUACUAUGGUG